AACUUCAGUCAGUUCAAUACGUUACACGUGCCAGUUGUCAGUGUAAUUGAUAAUACAACAUAUUGUGGAUUCGCGCAAUAUAUAGAUUUGAUUAGUAUAAGUCAAGAUUUUGCAAUAUAUACAAUAUAAGGUUGGGCAAUUUUACCUUUGUCAAAAAUGUAAUUGACAAGUAUAACUUUGUGUAUAGUAAGUUAGUUAUUUUAAUUACAAAAAGUCUGUCAAAAUGAAUAAACUACAACAACAAAAUAAUCAAAUGCUAAAGUAUGUCAGUCUCAUAACACUGACACUCCAAAAUGCUUUAGUAGGACUUAGCAUGAGAUAUGCGAGAAUUCGAGCCGGUGAUAUGUUUCUUUCUUCAACAGCGGUUGUUAUGGCAGAGAUAGUUAAAUGUAUCACAUGCCUUGUUCUAGUUUAUUUUGAAGAAGGAAAUUUGAAAAAAUUUAUAAAUUCUUUAAACGCAACAAUAGUGAAACAACCAAUAGAUACUCUCAAAGUUUGCGUUCCUUCCAUAGUUUAUUUAAUACAAAAUAAUCUUUUGUAUGUAUCAGCAUCUAAUCUAGACGCUGCCACAUAUCAGGUUACUUAUCAAUUAAAAAUAUUGACAACUGCAUUUUUUGCUGUUGUGAUACUCCGAAAAACAUUGAUCAAGAUUCAAUGGGGAGCUUUAGUAUUGUUGUUAAUUGGAGUUGUUCUUGUUCAAAUGUCUGAAAGUGGACCAACCGCAGUACCAUCAGGAAUUUCACAAAAUCGUUUAUUAGGUGUUACUGCUGCACUUGGUGCAUGUUUUCUCUCAGGUUUUGCGGGCAUUUAUUUUGAAAAAAUCCUGAAAGGAUCUGAUAUUUCAGUAUGGAUGAGAAAUGUUCAACUAAGUUUGCUAUCUGUACCAUUUGGGUUACUAAGCUGUUAUGUAAAAGAUGGUGAUCUCAUAAGUAAGCAAGGAUUCUUUUUUGGAUAUGACUGGUUUAUUAAUUAUUUAGUUGUACUUCAAGCUGGAGGUGGAUUAAUUGUGGCAUUAGUUGUCAAACAUGCGGAUAAUAUUCUUAAAGGUUUUGCUACAUCUUUAGCUAUUAUACUUUCAUGCAUUGCAUCAAUAUAUUUGUUUAAUUUCAAAUUAACACUGCAGUUUGCAUUAGGUGCUAUUUUAGUCAUUUGCUCAAUUUUUAUGUACAGUCAUCAGCCAAAAUCCAAGCCUAUAAGUAAACAAUCACUUUUAGAAAAAAUUUAAUAAAGAUUUUAAUCAUUGGUUUUUUAUUUUUUUAAAUUAAUAUGUUUUA
This is a messenger RNA of Chelonus insularis, 1274 nucleotides long. RefSeq names its product UDP-galactose transporter (gene Ugalt). The coding region runs from base 224 to 1225 and encodes 333 amino acids. The transcript has 5 exons. Gene Ontology annotation, cellular component: Golgi membrane. Gene Ontology annotation, biological process: pyrimidine nucleotide-sugar transmembrane transport. Gene Ontology annotation, molecular function: UDP-galactose transmembrane transporter activity. Lineage: Eukaryota; Metazoa; Arthropoda; Insecta; Hymenoptera; Braconidae. The record is from RefSeq and is a predicted model, not a curated record.